Messenger RNA from Larimichthys crocea (large yellow croaker), 2340 nucleotides. RefSeq names its product deoxyribonuclease II, lysosomal (gene dnase2). Gene Ontology annotation, molecular function: deoxyribonuclease II activity. The record is from RefSeq and is a predicted model, not a curated record. Gene Ontology annotation, biological process: apoptotic DNA fragmentation. The transcript is spliced from 7 exons. The coding region runs from base 253 to 1374 and encodes 373 amino acids. NCBI's taxonomy places the organism in Eukaryota, Metazoa, Chordata, Actinopteri, Sciaenidae.
UUUUUGUCUUUUUGUUGGUUUCUGUCCUGGAAGAAGUCUGUCGGUGUCAGCCAUGUUUAAACAUGUUUCCAUACGUCACUGUCUCAUCCCGCUGUUUUUAGUCCCAGACCAAAACAAGGCAGCAGCAGCAGAUGAAACUGGUCUAGAUGGAAAUGACUUGUUCAAAACUGGGAACUACAGCACACAUUCCUGCUGAGGACAAGACAGGGACCUGUUGAGGACACAUAUGAGGACAAAGACGCUCAGAUAGAGAUGCUUCUGUUCCUGUCCCUCCUGAUCACCUGUGUGCCACUAGGGGGCAACACCCAGCCAAUCAGCUGCUACAAUGACAAAGGAGAUGCAGUUGAUUGGUUCUACAUGUACAAGCUGCCUAAAGAACACGGCAGAAAGGCUCCUUAUCUGGGUGAAUUCUAUUUACUGCUGGAAAAAGGGAGCGACGGAUGGACUAAUGGGAAGGGGACAGUGAACGACACCACGGGAGCUCUGGGCAGGACAGUCGGACAGCUGUACUCACAAGGAAAGAACACAGAAGUAGCGUACAUCCUUUACAAUGACCAGCAGCCAGAAGACUUUGGUGACAGAUGGGCUGACAACAGUGGAAACAGAGGGGGGCACACAAAAGGUGUCGUCCUGCUGGAUAAAAAUCAAGGCUUCUGGUUGGUCCACAGCACCCCUCACUUCCCCCCGGUACAAAAAGCAGGGCAGUACUAUUACCCCAGCACCGGUGUGACCAACGGACAAAACUUUAUCUGCGUUACCUACCCGAUCGACCGCUUCCAGACCAUCGGAGAGCAGCUUCAGAUCAAUCAGCCUAAUGUGUACGACUGCGACGCCCCGGAGUCCUUGGCGUCCCUGGUGCCGGCGCUGGCCGCCGUCUGUAAGAAAAAACAUCUGUCCGGUCACAUCUCUCAUAUCAAACCUGUCUCCAAUCGCAGCGUGACUCUGACCUCAAAGGAUGGCACCGACUUCAUCAGCUUUGCCAAAGGAGCAUCUUUUAAAAAUGACUUGUACCACUCCUGGGUGGCCCCCACCCUCAAGUCAGACCUCCUGGUCCAGUUCUGGAUUCGCUCCACAGGCGUCCUGCCCUCCGACUGUUCGCUGGGCUGGAAGGUCCUGGACAUCACACUCAUCAACCCUGGGCAAACGUUCACCUUCAAGACCAGCCAGGACCACUCCAAGUGGGCCGUCAGCCCAAAGGCGUCCGUGUCAGGGGCCAGCGGUGGCUGGGUGUGCGUGGGAGACAUAAACCGGAACGAGGCGGAGGAGAAGCGCGGCGGUGGUACGGUGUGUCUGCAGGAUCCGGUGGUGUGGAAGGCUUACCGGACGGCGGCGCUGGAGUGUCAGGCUUGUGGAGGAGGAACAGGCCAGUGUUGAUACCUCCCCCAACUGGGCAUGCAGAGUUUUGAGGAAAAUAUUUGCACAUAUUUGCUACAAUGAUUCUAAGUCUGAUGUAAUCAGAUUGAAAUGACCUAUGUUCAUAAUGAUCUUUUCUACAAUCGUACACUUUUGUAAUUGUUCUGAGAGGACGGUGGGGCUAAAACAGAAAUAGAGAAAUAUCUCGAGUGAACUGAUCAAACGUUGGUGUCUUCAUGUAGAACCCAUUUGCUCACAGUGAGAAGCUGUUUGAGAAAAUGUGUUUUUUUUUGUGGGGGGGGCCUUUGAGGCACAAAAACCAUUUUACUUGCUCUGAAUUAUUAUCGUCUGUUAUCGAGGGCUGUUACAUCUUCCUCUUCAAACUAAAUGCAUGCAGAACAGAGCUGGAGGAGCAGCGAGUAGUCAAAUCUGACAGCGAGCGGAGGGUAUUACGGGAAAUAUGGUGUUCAUUUUGAAAAAACACAAAAGCCUCAGAGUGCCUCUUUUAAAUGAGAACAUUUGCGUAAGAGUCUUUAUAACCACUGGGUACUGUUUUAACUGAAACGGGUGGUGUGAUUGUGCAAAAACUGUAUUAAGUGCCCGCCUCGCCAACUCUGACUUUUUGUGUUUGAAUCAACAUUAGAUGGUUUGUGGGUAUGUUCUCAGGGAGUGAGUCAAGCUGGUAUGAACAAUGUGGGAUUAUUUGCACUGCACACACACACACACAUUUCACUGACGAUAUUAAAACUACAGACACCAUUCAGAUUUGAGGAAUGCUUUAAUACUUUGUGUUUGUUGUUAACUGGGUUUGAGUUUCUAUGAAUUUAAAAUGUGCUUUUCUGACACAUCCAGAGCUCUUUUUUUUUUAUUAUGUGCCUUUUGAUUUUUUAUAGCUGUAUCACAUUUCCACAUACAAACAUUCAUUCUGACCUUGACUCUGCUUGAAGAUAAAGAUGCUGGCAAUCUGAAUAAAAAGACUAAAACAGA